UCCAGUGGGGGCCAAAUUUUAUAUCAUCAUGGUCGAACAAAUUGCAGACCUCAAUUAUGACUUUAACUACAACCUUUUCUUGGCCAAGCGCAUGAUGGACAAUCUGCAGACGAAUGCAGAGCGUCAAAGGGUUAUUCGAUGGAUGCGUAAACUCAUCGCGUGCAGAAGAAGCGUUGAAGAAAUGAAACUGCGCAAUGACUUCAUGUACUAUUUGGUACUCAAUGUGCAAAAUAGGGACCUUAGACCGCCGUUCCACGAAAGCCCCCCACCGGGACCCCUUCCAGAGCUAUCGCAUCUUUUACCAGGAUCCAGUGCUGAAUCUCUGGGCGAAGCAGGAGCCUGGCAGGAGAAAGAAAACAAGAAGAAACCGAUACUAUAUGAGUACUCUCCUGAUGGAGGUGCUUUCCUUGCUUCGCAGCCUAUUCCUCGAUGCGGGGCAUUUUGCUACCUAGCAGUUGUCAGUCGCACUUCGAACAAAUAACCUUGUGGAACAUACAGUAAUGUAAAUUAAACCAAAUUAACCAAAUACAAACAGGAAUAUAGUAAACAUAUUUAGGACAAUCAAAA
Dalotia coriaria is the source of this 567-nucleotide messenger RNA. RefSeq lists its product as uncharacterized. The transcript is spliced from 2 exons. The coding region runs from base 29 to 481 and encodes 150 amino acids. Lineage: Eukaryota; Metazoa; Arthropoda; Insecta; Coleoptera; Staphylinidae. The record is from RefSeq and is a predicted model, not a curated record.